AAAAUUCAUACCAAUUGAUCGUCUCUCUUCUCUUGGCAUCAAAUUAACCACACGACCAUCACCAUGGCAAAACUCAACCACAACUUAUCCAUGGCGAUUGCUUUGCUCUCAUCCAUAUUAAUCGCAGCUUCAAUGGUAACAAGCGAAGAGGAGUUCAUGAUUACAAUCCCACCAGAACCAGAACCAGGUUUCUAUAAAACCAUAGAAGAAUGCAUCGAGAAGAUGAGUAGGGAAUGUGGGGAAAACAUUGUGAAAGCCGUUUUAGAAGAUGAAGAUAUUUCAGAGCAAUGUUGCGUUGAGCUUGUGCGUGGAAUGGGCAAAAUCUGCCACGAUGACUUGCUCCAGUUUUACGUCUCAUUGCCCCAGUUGGGUUUUAAUGUAACUCACCUUAACAUUAGAGGUCAUCAAGUAUGGAAUAUCUGUAUCUCAAAAACUCCAUCAAAGAUGUAACUGUUUUCUCAAAUGAAAUAAACUAAUACUGCUUCAAUAAAUUAA
Messenger RNA from Gossypium arboreum, 495 nucleotides. RefSeq names its product protein DOWN-REGULATED IN DIF1 11-like. Bases 64 to 450 code for a protein of 128 amino acids. The transcript has a single exon. Lineage: Eukaryota; Viridiplantae; Streptophyta; Magnoliopsida; Malvales; Malvaceae. The record is from RefSeq and is a predicted model, not a curated record.